Molecule: messenger RNA, 4833 nt
Organism: Frankliniella occidentalis (western flower thrips)
Lineage: Eukaryota; Metazoa; Arthropoda; Insecta; Thysanoptera; Thripidae
Gene: kek2
Product: amphoterin-induced protein 2
Exons: 6
Coding region: 614-2953 (779 amino acids)
Molecular function (GO): protein binding
Source: RefSeq, a predicted model, not a curated record
GCGCCGCUGCCGUGCUGCGUCCGCGUCGUUUUCUGAAUGAACGCAUGGAUCAGCGAGGCGUCGGCGUGGCGGGGCGUGGCGGGGUCAUGUCGAGCUAAUUCGGAUUGAUGGCCGCAGCCUCCAGACUUCAGGUGGGCGCGGCGGUGAGCCCGAGAUGAGCAGAGUCCGACCCGCGGGCCUCGCGGCUCCCACGGCGGAUGUCGACGCGACGCGCCAGGUGGGUGUCCUGGACACUGUGCAGUGCAGUGGGUGGUGGUCGUGGGCGGGCAGCGAGCCUGCUGCAGCAGGCGCGAGAGAGAAGGGUGCGCCGUGUGGUCAGCAGCAGCAGUGCCGUGGACUGGCAGACAAUAAAUAAACAUCCACCCCGACGGCUGCGGGACGCGCAAGAAAGAGGACCGGAACAGCAGCAGCAGCAGCAGUGGGGCCGGAGGCAGUUCGGAAAGCGAUUAGCUGUCGAGGCGAGUCCUGGGCAGGAGGAGCCCGUCCUCGCCAUGUCCGGGGCCGGCUGAGCUGGCGCGGCUGAGCCGUGUGCUGGGCCCAUGCUGGCGCCGCCCCUGAAGCGCGAGGGCUGAGGCCUCGGCUGAGGCGGUAGGCCCGGGCGGAGGCGGGAGCCAUGCGGUGGCUGCUGGCCGUGGCGCUGGCGCACUGCCUGUCGCUCUCGCUGGCCUGCCCGUCCUCGUGCGAGUGCAAGUGGAAGAACGGCAAGCAGACGGCGCUGUGCGUGUCCAAGGACCUGCACGACGUGCCGCAGAACGUGGACGCCGGGACGCAGGUGCUGGACCUGACGGGCAACAGCAUCCGCGCGCUGCCACGCGAGCGCUUCCAGACGCUUGGGCUCGUGAACCUGCAGCGCAUCUACGUGGCGCGCAACGGGCUGGCCAGCAUCGCGGAGCGCGCCUUCCACGGCCUCACCAACCUGGUGGAGCUGGACCUGGCGCACAACAACCUGACGGCCGUGCCGUCGCACGCCUUCAAGGACUUCCCGCUGCUGAUGCGGCUCACGCUGAGCGGCAACCCCAUCCGGACGGUGGGCGCGCGCGCCUUCCAGCCGCUGUCGUACCUCAUCAACCUGGAGCUCACGGGCUGCGCCAUCGAGACCGUCAUGGACGACGCGUUCGCCGGGCUCGAGGGCCUCGAAUGGCUCAAGCUGGACGGCAACCGGCUGCGCGGCAUGCAGGGCGGCAACGUGCUGCCCAAGACCCUGCACGGCGUGGACAUCCACAACAACCCGUGGGAGUGCGACUGCGGCAUGGUCGACCUGCGGCGCUGGAUCGGCGCCUACCGGAAGCCGCUCGCCAUUGAGCCGACGUGCCGCGGACCCCCGCGGCUGCGCGGCCGCUCGGUCCGCGACCUGGCCGAGUCGGACCUGGCCUGCCUGCCCGACGUGUACCCGACCUCCGUCUUCCUGGAGAUCUCCGAGGGGAAGAACAUCUCGCUGCAGUGCAAGGUGAACGCGACGCCCGAGGCCAAGGUGUCCUGGACCUUCCAGGGCAACGUGCUGCAAAACGACACGAUGGUGGCGCCCGGCGUCCGCCUCCUGUACUUUGUCGAGGACGGCGGCACGGUCGAGAAGAAGAGCGAGCUGUUCAUAUUCAACGCCAACACUGAAGAUAACGGCACGUUCGUCUGCCAGGCGGAGAACCAGGCCGGCAAGAUGGUCGCCAACUACACCAUCCGCGUGGUGGUGCGGGAGGAGCCGCAGGCCGAGGCGUCCGCCUUCCCGAUGGAGUACCUCGUGGCCGUGGCCGCCGGCCUGGUGAUCGCGGCCGCGCUCGUGUGCGUCAGCAUCACGGCCUGCAUCAUCUCGUGCCGGAAGCGGCGACGGCGGCGGCGGAAGGCGGAGAGCGGCAAGGCCGUGGCGCUGCACCAGAGCCAGACGUCGCAGAAGGAGGGCGCCGAGAGGCUGGCCGUGGCCUCGGCCGGCGUCAAGAUGAACGGCACCGUGUUCAUCAGCGACCGCAACGACAUGGCAGCCUACCAGGACUACCCGCUGGAGCAGAACCCGGACCUGAUCAAUGACGCGGAGAGUGUUGGCAAGGACAGGCGGCUCAAUGGCGGCGAGGAGACGGGCAGCUACCAGGAGGGCAGCACCAUCGACGACGUCCCCGCCGGCACGAUGCAACAGCCGCUGCAGCCGCAGGCGCAGCAGCAGCAGCAGCAGUCCGUCUGGCCGGCGUACGGCUCGGUGGCCGGGCCCGUGGACAUGUACCACACGCCGCUGUCCGCCGACGUGCACCUAUCUGCGGGGCGCUUCUUGGACGGCGACGGCUACCCGCUGGACUACGGUCUGCCCAAGCUGCCGCUGCCUCACCCGGGCAUGUCGGUGCACCAGCCCAUGGGUCAGCCCAUGGGCCAACCCAUGGGCGUGUCCAACCCCAUGGCGCACCCCGCGCCGCACCCCGCCGCGCACCCUGCGGCCAUGCCCAACAUGUACCGCACACUGCCGCACAAACCGCGGGCGCUGCACGCCGGGGUGGCCGUCCGGAGGUACUCGCGCGACGCCGAGUUCCUGCCGAGGCCGUCGCCGUCGUACGACCCCUUCUUGCCCCCCGACGUGCGGUACACGGUCGACGGCUACCCCACGUCGGCCGCUCCCGUGCCCGUGUCGCCCGGGGCCACGCUGUACCCGGCCGGCGCGCAGCCCACCGUGCCCGAGGAGUCGAUCCUGCCGUCGCCACCGCAGGCGUACAAGAGCGACGCACCCCUUCCGUCCCCGUCCCCCUUCCCGUCGGCCGCGUCCACGUCGGCCGGCGUGCCUUUGGGCGUGCCUUGCUGUGCCAGCCAGCACUGCCAGCAGCAGCCCGUGCGCUGCAGCGUGGCGGCGCAGACCGGCGAGGAGACGGCGUCGUCGUCGGCGGCCUUCACCAAGCCCACCCUGGCCGGCCUGCCCUGCACCCUCACCGAGAGCCCCGACGAGGGCUACGAGGGCGAGGGCGUGGACGCGGACAUGUGACGCAAGCAGCGGGCGGCGGGAGCCGCCUGCACCUGCCCCGCCGCCGGCAGGCCCGCGGCCGGCAAAGGGAGGCCGCCGCCUGCGCCUGGAAAGUAGGCAGCCCAGCCCGACAGACUCUUCCCCUCCCAAUGUAAACUACCCCCUGCACGUGAUGUGCGCCAAGCUCAAUGCUCAGUGACGCGAGGACGUUGUGAAUGGCAGAACAAAUGUGUACCUGGUCGCUUUUGUUUUCUCCGCAGAGGGCGGCUGUGACGUUGCUGUGCCUUAACGCGAGAGGCUCACCGCCGGGUACAUUUGUUACUCAAGUGUGUAUGAAUGUGUGUGCGUAAGGGUCUUUGUGUGCUUCUGCGUCCUAGUAUGUGUGGAAGCGAGAAAGACUGGUAUGUUAGAAAUGUCAAAAUGUGCAAAUUUACCUAUCCUUUUUUAUACGAGAUAUUUGAAAAGAAAAACUAUAUUGUCCUGGAUAAAUGGUGUUUGAAUUUUCUGAAAUUGUGACUGAGUGUGUGUCUGAUUGGGUUGUCAAAGUUAAACGUUUUGAAGGUGGUUCUGUUAAUCAUUUAUUAGCAUCUUUGGUAGAGAGGCUGACAUUGAUAUUGUUACAUUUAGCCAAUGUCAAUCAGAAUUCAGACGAAAUCAAAACGCUGGAAGUCUGAACAUGAGUGCCUUUUAAAGGUGUAUUUCUGGCAUGAAGGCCGGAAGCUGCAUUAUCUUCAGACUUUUGUUAAUGAAAAUUUACCCAAGGCUAUAUCCCGUGAGAAUGUAUGGCUCUGGAAAAUUUUAGGAACUCCAUUAUUUGCAACAAUCACUUUUGAGUACUGCAAGGGGACUAUCUUUAGCUACUAUCCCAACACUGUUUUAAAAUUUAACCAUAUUACCUUUGAUGUUGACCAUGUAUACCAGCAAUUCAACCUGCAUUGCAUUUAGUGAAAAAAAUGCUUCUACAGCCUUAUUUGUCAUGCUAUAUGACUGGAAAUCAAAAUUCUUUUAUUAUUAUUUCCAACAUGUAUUAUCAGAAUUCAAGCAAACAGAAAUUAUGGCUUACAAUGUUUCAAAAAUUUAAAAAAUACAUUUUCCACUCCUAAUUUUUGUUUUUGGCUCCAAGCUAAACUGUUCACUAUUUGUCAGCAACAAUCACAAAUUUUCUUUCAUCCGUGCUUUCAAUCAGUAUGCACACAAUCUCAUCCAGACAACCGCAUGGCACAUGUAAGAAGAUGAUGACUGUAACAGAGUAUUACUAUUUCAUUUUUCAGAAAGUCCUUUUUAUCUCUGUGAGUAGCAGUUAUGUUACCUUUGGGAUCAUCCAGAAAGUACGUUCGUCAAUCGCCGUUUCGAACCUUCCAAGUUCAGCCAAGGCAAGGGCGCCUGCUGGGUAGGCAACAUCCUGCCUGCAGUGCAGGCGUGUACUGCAGGGUGGCCUACCCCGAGGCUCGCAGGCGCCGAGCUCCCGUUUUUUGUCGAAGGAAUCCGAGAAAAACGGACGUACUUUCUGGACGAUCCCUUUUGUUCCGUACUAUCCUGCAAUUAUGUGUUAAUUUGAUUAAUUUUUUAAAAAUCUUGUAAAAGGCAUCAUAAUAGUUUGCUUCCUUUCUCCAACACCAGUAGUAGUAGCCGGCCGCUAAUCCACUGUCGCGUACGAAUGCCAGGUUGAUUGUGUAGAAGACUGGGCGUCAUGUGUCAGUUUGAAAAUUCUAAGGCAUACGUCACACUCGCCUCCUCUACACGUUUUAUGUUAUUUUUGUAUCAGUUAUCAUUACAAUUUGUAAGAGUUUUAUAUAAACACCAAAAGAAUCCUGUUAAAACGUGAUUAGUGUGAUCUUAUAAAUAAUUAAGUGUACAUAGAACAGAUGUAAAUUUGCAUUAAAACAAAUUUCAGAAAUACA